AUGCUUAUGCGCAUCUUACUCAAGAUCCCAGAAUGGCUGACCCAGAGUGAAACGAUCCAUGGCGUAGUGAAGUUUUCAUUGAACCUCCCCGCCGACCUCGUUGGGAGCGGCAGGAUCGACCUAGGGAUGACCUCGUCGGCUGCAACACAUGUAGAGAUUACCGUAGCGGACGACAAUGAACCCCCGAGUGAAACUUCACAACAAGUGCCUUCGAGUCCCCCGGAGUCCCCAUCGCCGACUCCGGCAGACUCAACUCACGCGCCCAAACGAAGAGCGUCGUCGAGAAGACGCAAACUACGCAAAGACGACCCGGCAAGACCUCAUCUCAGCCUUUCGCUAUCGGUCGAAAACACCGCACCAGGGGCCGAGCAAAUGGCCGCUCAUCUGUCCCCCAUCACCCCGAAUAUCGAAGAAGUUUCGUUCGAAGACUCAAGCCAAGGCUUACCGCCUCUACUGCCGGAGUUCCGAACGGCUUUGACUCUGGUCCAAAUCCUUGGAGGGGGAGGUCUGGGCAUUCCGUCGAACGGUAGACUCACAUAUUCACUUUUGUCGCUCCGCGCGAUCGUCACUCAAUUUUGGCUCUUCAUCAUCCGGCUGCUGUACGUGUUGCACACAAUUCUGUAUCUGGCUUCGAUUUACUUCAAAUGUAUCAGCCCGCUGUCGAAUGUCACGAUUUUUUGGACGAGCACGACACUGAACCUGGGCGCGGCGCUUAGCAACCACUUCGUCCUCAACCGGCACACCGAGAAGUUAUAUCUCCUCCUCGGAACACUCAGUGCUCGUCAACCCAAGAACAUCAAAAUUUGCAUUGUCGUCGUGUUGGCAUCGAUAACGGCCGUCGCCGCUAUGGUGACGUUACGAUUCUACGAGGUCGCAAACACACACCGCAACGUUCAUCUCGUCGGAUCGAAGAAUUGGACGAUUUAUACAUUCUUGAUGCUCUAUUUCUCUCGGCAUUUCGAGUCGUUUGUGGUGGUGGGGUCGACCGUGUUCACGAUGGUACUUUACGCGCUCGUUGCCGCCGCGAUUAAAUUCGAGUUACGCGCCGUUAUCGAGGAACCGGUGCCGCACCAAUCGGCCUUGGUCCGCCACUCAACGAUAUCGAAACUCAUCCAUUACUCCGACAGUUUAUUCGGCCCUCUAUGCUGCCUGUGGGUCGCAGCCGUUAUAGGCAAUGUCUCCGAAGGUCUGGUAAUGGCAAGAUACCAUCAGACCGACUACGCAAUGCCGCAUAUCACCACGUGGGCUCAUGCGAUAAUGCUCUGUGCCGGCUACUUCGCAGUGUGCGAGUGCUCGUACGGCGUUACCGUCGAAUCGGAACGAGUUCGUCGCUGGAUUUACAAGCAUUAUCAGAACGAGAGCCAUGUCGUUCGUUACCUGAACCAUCAGCGGCGAUUUCCGAAAACGCUCAAGUUGUGGGAAUCCAUAGACCUCUCGAGGCAAGCGAUGGUCAUCUCCGUGGCUUUCCCAGUCACACUGUACGCGAUUAUUUUGCUCAUUCUCGAUCCAGUCAAGCACGGGAUCCCACCUGAGGCGACAAUAUCACAUACCCCACCCUUGAUCGAAGAAUGAGCUGCGAACUCAUACGGGCGAUAUUUUAAAAAUGUAUCGUAUACAAACUGAGGCAAGCAGAUUCAAGUUGUGAUAUAUGGGCUCAGCAAACUGCGACGCC
Messenger RNA from Galendromus occidentalis (western predatory mite), 1672 nucleotides. RefSeq lists its product as uncharacterized. The transcript has 3 exons. Lineage: Eukaryota; Metazoa; Arthropoda; Arachnida; Mesostigmata; Phytoseiidae. The coding region runs from base 1 to 1572 and encodes 523 amino acids. The record is from RefSeq and is a predicted model, not a curated record.